GGUAAUGGACCAGUGAAAGUUACUGGAAGAAUCAGUGGCUUGACUGAUGGAGAUCAUGGCUUCCAUGUCCAUGAAUUUGGGGACAAUACAAAUGGGUGUACCAGUGCAGGUUCUCACUUCAAUCCUGAAGGCAAGCAGCAUGGUGGACCAAAGGAUGCAGAAAGGCACGUGGGAGACCUUGGCAAUGUGACUGCUAAAGGAGGUGUAGCAGAAGUGGAAAUAGAAGAUUCCAUCAUUUCUCUGAGUGGACCAUAUAGCAUCAUCGGACGUACCAUGGUGGUCCAUGAAAAAUGCGAUGACCUGGGUAGAGGGGGAGAUAACGAGAGCAAAUUAACUGGAAAUGCUGGCCCUCGCUUAGCUUGUGGUGUAAUUGGGAUAGCGAAGAGCUAAGUAUUGUACCUGAGGUGUGUAAGGUGACAGUGACAAAUGGGCUGUAUUUCAUUGCAAACGCUGUACUUGCCCUUCCUUGUGCAAGCAAAAGAUUUAUCACUUAAUCUCAUUACUACUCUGUGUUCCGAGUACCACUUAAGCUGGGGAAGACUGACUUAAUUUUGUAUGAUGUAUAUUGCAAUUAAAGUGACCCUGAUGGAA
Messenger RNA from Leptosomus discolor (cuckoo roller), 591 nucleotides. Lineage: Eukaryota; Metazoa; Chordata; Aves; Leptosomiformes; Leptosomidae. The record is from RefSeq and is a predicted model, not a curated record.